Telopea speciosissima is the source of this 980-nucleotide messenger RNA. RefSeq names its product alpha-soluble NSF attachment protein 2-like. The transcript is spliced from 9 exons. Gene Ontology annotation, cellular component: SNARE complex; vacuolar membrane. Gene Ontology annotation, biological process: intracellular protein transport; SNARE complex disassembly. NCBI's taxonomy places the organism in Eukaryota, Viridiplantae, Streptophyta, Magnoliopsida, Proteales, Proteaceae. Bases 1 to 870 code for a protein of 289 amino acids. Gene Ontology annotation, molecular function: soluble NSF attachment protein activity; syntaxin binding. The record is from RefSeq and is a predicted model, not a curated record.
AUGUCGGAUGCUGCAAGAGGAGAGGAAUUCGAGAAGAAAGCUGAGAAGAAACUCAAUGGUUGGAACCUGUUUGGUGGUUCCAAGUACGAAGACGCAGCAGAAUUGUACGAGAAGGCUGCUUCGUCUUACAAACUCGCUAAAUCAUGGGAUAAAGGUGGAUCUGCCUACAUCAAAAUAGCUGAUUGUCAUUUGAAGUCGGAAAGCAAGCAUGAAGCUGCUUCAAGCUAUGUUGAUGCUGCAAAAUGUUACAAUAAAACUUCUCCGAAAGAGGCUAUUUCAUGCCUGACUAAGGCUGUCAAUCUUUUCAAGGAGAUUGGAAGGUUUAACAUUGCUGCUAGACAUUGCAAGGAGAUUGGAGAGCUCUAUGAGCAAGAGCAGGACUUUGAGCAGGCUAUUGUUUUCUAUGAGCAAGCUGCUGAUCUGUUUGAAAGUGAAGAAUCAACAACAUCCGCCAACCAGUGCAAACAAAAAAUUGCACAAUUUGCUGCACAAAUGGAACAAUAUCAGAAGGCAAUAGUGAUUUAUGAAGAUAUAGCACGCCAGUCAAUGAACAACAAUCUUUUGAAGUACAGUGUUAAGGGGUAUCUCCUCAAUGCUGGCAUUUGCCAACUUUGUAAAGGUGAUCUUGUUGCCAUAAACAAUGCAUUGGAGCGAUAUCAGGAAUUGGACCCUACUUUUCCGGGAACGCGGGAAUAUAAGCUAUUAUCUGAUCUUGCUGCUGCAAUUGAUGAAGAGGAUGUAGCAAGAUUCACUGAUGUGAUUAAGGAAUUUGAUAGCAUGACACCACUGGAUGCUUGGAAAACUACUCUUCUUUUGAGAGUGAAGCAAGCUGUGAAGGCCAAGGAACUGGAAGAGGAUGAUCUUACUUGAAUAUGUUUCCUUUUGCACUUCAAGGUUUUAAGUUUGUAUCGUGUGAUUGCAUUGUGUUUAACCAUAUUGGUCUUUGUGUUUGGUUACAGUCCCCGGUCUUUUAGUUUGCU